Messenger RNA from Mauremys mutica (yellowpond turtle), 1721 nucleotides. Its product is annotated as butyrophilin subfamily 1 member A1-like. The coding region runs from base 1 to 1461 and encodes 486 amino acids. The record is from RefSeq and is a predicted model, not a curated record. Gene Ontology annotation, cellular component: external side of plasma membrane. Lineage: Eukaryota; Metazoa; Chordata; Testudines; Geoemydidae. Gene Ontology annotation, molecular function: signaling receptor binding. Gene Ontology annotation, biological process: regulation of cytokine production; T cell receptor signaling pathway. The transcript has 7 exons.
AUGACGGGGAAGGUCCCCUCGUUCUCCCCCGGCUCCACACUGAGCUCCGCUCUGCCCGGCUACGUCACUCUCUGCCUCGCUCUACAGGUUCACAGGCUGGUGUCAGUGCAAUUCACAGUGACUGGACCUGACCUUCCAAUCACUGCCUCCCUAGGGAGUGAGGCCAUCCUGUCCUGCCACCUCUCCCCCAGGAUAAGCGCUGAGAACAUGGAGGUGAGAUGGUUCCGAUCCCAGUUCUCUGCAAUCGUGCACCUGUACCGUGGUGGGCAGGAUCAGUACGGACAGCAGAUGCCGGAAUAUCGAGGAAGAACUGAGCUCUUGAAAGACAACAUCACCAAUGGGAGUGUUUCCCUGAGAAUACACGAUAUCCGACCCUCCGAUGAUGGACAGUAUAAGUGUUUUUUUAAAUCCAGCAUGUCUUAUGAAGAAGCUUUAUUAGAACUGCAGGUGGCAGGUUUGGGCUCUGCUCCUGCCAUCUCUGUGGAGGGACAUCAGGACAGAGGGAUCCGGGUGGUGUGUCGAUCAGCCGGAUGGUACCCACAGCCCGAAGCUCAGUGGAGAGCUCUCCAGGGGCAGCUCUUACCAUCAGCCUCUGAAAACAUAUCCCCAGAGGCCAAUGGCCUGUUUCAAACAGAGAUUGCCAUUGUUCUAACUGAAGAGUCCAGCCAGAAAGUGUCCUGCUGUGUCAGGAACCCGCGACUCAACCAGGAGAGAGAGUCACAGAUUUCUAUAGCAGAGCUGUUUUUUCCGCGAGUCAGUCCCUGGAUGGUGGCUCUUGGGGUGAUCCUGGCUCUCCUGGCUGUUCUCAUUCCCCUGGCCACUUACUGCUUCUGGAGGCAGCACAGAGCAAAAGACAGACUCCAGGCUGAGCUCAGGUGGAGACGUGCCCAGAUCUACUCAGUGGACGUGACUCUGGAUCCAGACACGGCAAAUCCCUGGCUCGUCCUGUCUGAGGAUCGGAAACGUGUGAGACUCGGAGACACACGCCAGGAUCUGCCCGACAACCCUGAGAGAUUUGAUCCUUUUCCCUGUGUCCUGGGCGCUGAGGGGUUCGCGGGCGGGAGGCGUUACUGGGAGGUGGAGGUGGGAGACAAGACGAGAUGGGACCUGGGGGUUUGUAGGGAAUCUGUGAGCAGGAAGGGGCAAGUCACAGCCACACCUUUGGAUGGAUUCUGGAUCUUGUGGCUGGGGAAUGGAGGAUACCAGGCCUGCACCUCCCCCUCGACCCCCCUCCCCGUGAGCGUCAGGCCCAGCCGGGUGGGGAUUUUCGUGGACUAUGAGGCGGGCGAGGUCUCAUUUUACAAUGUGACUGACAGGUCCCAUCUCUUCACUUUCACUGGCACCUUCUCCGGGACGCUCCGCCCUUAUUUCUAUCCUGGUCUCAACGCUGGGGGUACAAACGCGGCUCCCCUGAUAAUCUGCCUGGUCCCAGCUCAGGCCGGAGGGAAUCUCAGUCCCUGACAGUGACCCCGCGGCACAGACUGGCCCCUCCCAGCCCUGCUGCUCUUUCCGUCCCUGUGGUGGGGGCCUGUUACUGCAGCAACUGGACUUUCUGUGCUGACCGGACACUGCCAGUUUCCCUUUUCAACUGGAGGUCCCAGUCGAAAAACAGACACCUGGGAACCCCCAGCCCCCACCUUCCCCGUCCCCUGCCCCAGGGGUAGCAGAUGGUGGGGGAUGGGGUCAUUCACUCCUGUCAGAAUUUUCUACCCCUGUGAAAU